This is a messenger RNA of Trachymyrmex septentrionalis, 2382 nucleotides long. It is a transcript of the gene Atg14, whose product is annotated as beclin 1-associated autophagy-related key regulator. Gene Ontology annotation, cellular component: mitochondria-associated endoplasmic reticulum membrane contact site; extrinsic component of phagophore assembly site membrane; extrinsic component of omegasome membrane. The coding region runs from base 304 to 1809 and encodes 501 amino acids. The record is from RefSeq and is a predicted model, not a curated record. The transcript is spliced from 8 exons. Lineage: Eukaryota; Metazoa; Arthropoda; Insecta; Hymenoptera; Formicidae. Gene Ontology annotation, biological process: cellular response to starvation; autophagosome assembly; mitophagy.
ACGUCGAACGAUAUUGGCUGGAAAUCAUCGCGUGACGUCAUUGACGUCAACGUGAAAGAGACAAAGCGAGAACGAAGCAGAACGGGAGUUCUUAAAGAGUGGAGGAAAGGAUUCGCGGCACGGCGCGGCGCGGCGGCACAAGUAAAUAAUCGCGGAUCAGCUGAUGAGGGACAACACAACAAUACAAGUUAGUCGGAGGACGAGGAGGAGGGUCCGUCGUUUUCUCACUACUGUUGCUACUGCUGCUUGCUGCUAUUGUUGCUGCUACUGCUGUCACCGUCAUCGCUGUCGCUGCUGCUGGUUAUGGCGACGAGUAGUUCCGACGGCUCCUGCACCGCGCCCGCGGAUUUCCAGCUCUCGUCCGAGCUGGAGGACGCGUCCAGUCGUCUGAGCAUGAAUCUGUUCAAGUGCCCAUUGUGCCAAAACAGUCGUCGGAUUUUUUACUGCCGCCAGUGCAUCCAGAAUGGGGAUUUUAUACAUUCGAACACCUAUUCCGAACGGUUCGCGGAUAAACAAGUGCGACUGGUACGGCUGAAGGCUGCUAGAGCCCAGCUAGAAGAGAAGUGUAUGAAGGCUCUGGAGAGGCACAAGCAGAGAGAUAAACUGAUUUGUGAUAUAAAUACAUGUAAAGAAAGAGUGAGACUACUGCAGUCUCUAGUAAAUGAAACAAGACAAAGUAUCAAUAGAGGUAAUCAACGUCUGAAUGUUUUGAAAGAUGUCAACUCUCAGUUGACUCUUCGAGUGCCACGGCACGAGGAUAGAAUAGAGAAAUUACAUCGAUAUGUUAAUGGCUUGAAAGUUAAGCAGGAGAAACAGAGAGAAGUUGUGGAUAGAAAAAGGGAGCAACUAAAGAAAGUUAUUAGAACUGCUACCAAGCAGUUAAUUCAGUAUAUUUUUCCUUUAUCUAAGGUCCAACCAAAUAGAAGUUUGUGCAGCAGCGAGGACAGCGAUAGUGCCACCUCGGAUAUUCUUACUAGCGCAUUAGCGGAUGCAUCAGGUACGUCAUAUGUACGGGGUAGAUGGAUUAACGAGAAAGAAAGUUCUUUGGAAAUUCAUCAUUCUAUUGUUGAACCAACGUUACCAGCGACAGGAGACUACAGCGCUUAUUCUCUUUGGAUUGCGGCAAAUAAAGAUGGAGUGCCAGGUGCGAAUAAGGAAAACGCAAUGCACAAUCCAGCGUAUAAUAUUAGUGCUGCUUUGACAUACGCUACGCAACUGGUUAAUGUUCUUGCCUAUUAUGUUAAUAUAAAAUUACCAUAUAAACUUACUUGUGGAGAAUUUUGCGGGAAUGAAUUGUCGGACCAAAAAUUUGCUAGGAAAGUGGCAAGACUAAAUAGUAACGUGUUACAUUUGUGUCUUACACAAAAUACCAAAAUAGAAGUUUUAAAUCCUAUGCAUACAUUGCAAAACCUAAUGCAUUUGCUCAAUACUGAAAUUAGUGAUCUCGGAAGAAUUGGACCAAUGGAAGUUGAUCCGUCUGUAAUAGCACAACUUCACAAUCAGUUAGUUCCCGAUUUGGAAAAUAGUGAUGAUUCAGCUUCGGACGAAGAAGAUUUGUGUUGGGGAUGGGAAGCUGUAAGUUAUGUAUGCUUCUAUAAUGAAUUUCAAGCAAUAGGAACACGAUUAUUGAUGGAUACUAGUUCAUGGCAUUAUAUGCAGGUACCAAGUAUUGCUUGUCCUGAAAUGGCAGUACUGUCUUCUGCGAUGAUUAGUCAACAAUCUUCUAGUACGCAAGAACAUCAGAGUGUCGCUGGUGGUUUGGUAACAAGUAUCGCCUCAAUUUGGCGAGGUUGGACUAAUAAUAAGUAACUUUUCUUUUAAUUGGUAAGUUUCUUUCAAUAUAAGCACAUUUACAGUAUAUUUCGAAUUCUUCAAAUCAAAGGGUAGAAACUCUGGAGAGGUCCUUUGAAAUAAAAAUAAUAUUUAUAUAAUAAUAUUUAUAUAUUGCGGAGGAGAGCAUGGAUGUGAUUUUGAAAUCAACAUGUAAAUAUGUGACUUUAUUAACUUACGCGUGACACUCAAAGUAGUUCAAAUACGCUGUGACAGAUUCCGUUAGAUCUGAUAUCUAACUUAGCUCGAAUUUAAAGUAACUAGAGAAGGAUUAAUAAACUGGCUGUUUAAUAAAUUUACAGAUAUUUUAUAUUUCAAUUGCACUAUGAAAAUAGAUUAGAUUGUGAUAUAUUAAGUGAUGUAUACUAAUGGUCUAUAAAACAAAAUGUAUGUUAAUUAGCACAGUAUGCUGAUAUAGAAUUUAUUAUGGUAGAACAUAUAAAUAUGCAAUGACUGCCUUUUUAUGCUCAUCGCCUUUGCUGCGAUUAUGUAUGUAUACAAAUGAGAUAUGCUUCCCUCUUAAAUGUCAUUAAUAUAUUUUAUAUUGCGGAA